Molecule: messenger RNA, 327 nt
Organism: Schizophyllum commune H4-8
Lineage: Eukaryota; Fungi; Basidiomycota; Agaricomycetes; Agaricales; Schizophyllaceae
Exons: 2
Coding region: 1-327 (108 amino acids)
Source: RefSeq, a predicted model, not a curated record
AUGGGUUUCCGACCUCAGCCCGAAUCUACGUCUCGCAGCCGUACAUCGUCCGACCGCAACUCGACCCCAGACGCGAGGGCGGCGCCCGACGCAGAUGCCGAAGCAACGUCGACGUUGUUUGACGAUGCAGCUGAAGGUGGAAUCGUCGAUGAGCGAGAUGGGAAGCCCGACGACGCUGACGAUGCUGAUGCGCUGCUUGCAGAGGCCAAGGCCGCGAACAGACUCGAUGUGAGUGAACGGCCCAGCGAUCGUGACUGGAGCCUCGACAGCUUUCGCCUAGACCGGGAGAUGACCUUCGUUCAAGGAGCUGAAGGCGGUCUUCCAUGA